Messenger RNA from Opisthocomus hoazin, 1041 nucleotides. The record is from RefSeq and is a predicted model, not a curated record. NCBI's taxonomy places the organism in Eukaryota, Metazoa, Chordata, Aves, Opisthocomiformes, Opisthocomidae.
AUGGAAAGACUGCAAGAAGAACUGAAGGAAUGGAAGGAAAAAGUUGAACAAGCUGAAAAAGCGAAAGCUGACCUUCUUCUCUGUAAAGUAAGUGCUGAUGAAGAGUGUAUUAAAGCAGAGGAGGAGCUGAUAAAGCUGAAGGACUUUCAAGAGAAGCAGCAUAAAGACAUUAUUAUGUCUAGGGACACCCAUGAGAGAGAACUCUGUCUACUAAACCAAGAAAACGCUGAGCUGAAGAGAGAGAUUGACAAGCUGAAAGAAGACCUUGCCGAAUGUAAUUCAAUUAAAAAAAAGGUAGCAGAAAUGAAAGUGAAGUUCACUCACAUGGAAGACAUGAAGGAUGAUUAUGCAGAUAUGAAUACUCACUGUGUUUUUGGUGUAACUACAAAAAUCCCAUUCAGACUGAAUCAAGACCAGGCACUGCUUACUUUUGAAGAUGAAGAAGUUGCCCAGAGACUGACAGAAAUGGGGAAGCAUGCUGUGAACCUGGACAAUAAAAUAGCAGAUGUGAGAGUGAAGCCUUUUACACUUGAAAUGGGAAUGAAAUUCGAGCUCCAUGUCACUAUUUCUGGAAAGAAGAUCAACGUUUCAGAAGUACCUGAGCUGUCCCUUCCUGAAGACUGGAUGAGAGACAAAUUAGAGCUGAAUUUCUACAAAUCUGAACAGGGAGGAGGAGGAGAAGUAGAAAAUGUGGAUUAUGACCAGCAGUCUAGAACAGCUGUUAUUACAUUCCUCAGACCUGGAGCAACUAACGUCUUUACGAGAUGUACUAAAUAUCCUUUCUUUGUAAAUGGAAGGUGCUAUAGACUUUCUGUGUCCCCGAACACCGACGUACACUUGGAAAAGUUUCAGAUUUUCUGUGCGAUUUCUAAGAAGACCAUUCUGUUGCAAGGAAUUCAGGAGACGGAAGAUGAUGAGGAAAGUGUACAGGACAUGAUUGAAAUUCAUUUUCAAAAGCCUAGUAAUAGUGGUGGGGAAAUAGAGAAAAUCAAAUAUGUAUCAAAAGGAGCAACAUGGGUUUCUUUUGAGGAGGAUACUUAG